AUGGCCCUCUGGGAUAAUUGUAAGGGCGGCGGUGCUGAUUGUAGUGUUAACCCGUCUGCCGCGUACGUCGCGCAAUGGGUCCGCGGGGGGCCUCGAUCGGAAACGGACCCGCCGAACCCGUUACCGAGAGCGCCAUGGCCCUACACCGAAAUAGGUGAACACCAUUCCUCUUUCUCGCAUUGCUCUUUUGUCGUCUCUUCCGCGUUUCGUCUCUGGCAUAAGGCCCCCUACCACCUGGGUUACGUGCGUGGGUUUCUCUUUGGGCCGCCGUGUCGGUCCCUUUUUGCCCCGAUAAUAUACGGACGCCGGCGUUCCUGCAGGGAAAUGGCUAUAUUUCUGCUCUUGGGGUCGUGCGGGGGUGUGGGUGCUUAG
Messenger RNA from Trypanosoma theileri, 372 nucleotides. RefSeq lists its product as uncharacterized. The transcript has a single exon. NCBI's taxonomy places the organism in Eukaryota, Euglenozoa, Kinetoplastea, Trypanosomatida, Trypanosomatidae. The coding region runs from base 1 to 372 and encodes 123 amino acids. The record is from RefSeq and is a predicted model, not a curated record.